This is a messenger RNA of Botrytis cinerea B05.10, 1008 nucleotides long. It is a transcript of the gene Bclea1, whose product is annotated as Bclea1. The coding region runs from base 92 to 838 and encodes 248 amino acids. The transcript is spliced from 5 exons. Gene Ontology annotation, biological process: mRNA splicing, via spliceosome. Gene Ontology annotation, cellular component: U2 snRNP. Gene Ontology annotation, molecular function: U2 snRNA binding; protein binding. NCBI's taxonomy places the organism in Eukaryota, Fungi, Ascomycota, Leotiomycetes, Helotiales, Sclerotiniaceae. The record is from RefSeq and is a predicted model, not a curated record.
GACCUUACGACCUCCACAUAUAUUCUCACGUCUCUUGGUAUUCCACCAACAAAACGACUUGUACAACUAACCUCGAAAAUAUCAAUCAAUCAUGCGUCUCACGGCCGACUUAAUCCAAUCCUCCCUUUCCUAUCUCAAUCCGCUCAAGGAACGCGAAUUAGAUCUCCGAGGUCAUAAGAUUCCGGCGGUGGAAAAUUUGGGGGUUGCGGGGCCACACGACGCAAUCGAUUUCACAGACAAUGAUAUCCAACUACUCAGCAACUUCCCACUCAGCCCUCGUCUAAGGACGCUUCUCCUAGCUCGCAAUCGCGUCUCGAGUAUCUCACCUACGUUGGCGAAUUCAUUACCAAACUUGACCACGUUGGUUUUGACGAGUAAUAAUGUAGCUGAGUUGGCGGACUUGGAUGGAUUGGCUGGGUGUGCGAGAUUGACGAGUUUGGUUUUGAUGGAGAAUCCGGUGACUAGGAAGGAGCAUUACAGAGAAUGGAUUCUCUUCCGAUGUCCCAAUGUACGAUUUCUGGAUUACAAGAAAGUUAAAGCUGUAGAGAGAGAAAGAGCUCGAGAGUUAUUCGGUACAUUUGCAGAACCAUCUGCUCUUGCAUCAAAGAUCAUGGGCAUUAAAUCUCACACAUUCGAUACAUCCAGCGUCACCAAUGGCGCAUCCACAUCCUCUAAUUCCAAGUCCUACCGCGUCAAGCUUACCGAUUCCGAACGAAAGAAGGUCGAGGAAUUAAUCAAGAAUGCAAAGAGUUUGCAGGAGAUUAUUAAAUUAGAGAAGGAAUUGAAUGAAGGAAGGAUUCCAGCGGCUGCGCAAGGCGAUGACCCAAUGGAAGAAUAAAGUGAGAGAAGUGAAGAGAUGAGGGGAGGGAAAUAAAAUUGCAUGUUGGUGCGAUAUGCUAUAAGGGAGGGGUUAUAAUAAAUGCGUACCUACCUAGUUAAAGCGCUUUAGGCCCAGUUCGGCUGGGACGAGAGGAUAUGAGAGGAUAUGAAUAAGAUGAUAUCAAAUCA